AUGAAGCCGCAAGCUGACCCCUCCCUCCCUGAUUCGGUCGUGGCCUCAACGAUUGUUGUUACUCAACCUGCUGGCAGCUGUGAAAAUGAAGAGCCGGGCCAGACAUCUUCCUCCAAGGGAGAUGACGAACAUCAAUAUUUGGGACCGCGGGCCUUGACACUUUUGGGCUGCUCCCUCUUGCUCGUUAUAUUACUCGUCACUCUCGAUGCCUCCAUUCUUGCGACUGCCAUUCCAAAGAUCACAGAUCACUUCCAUACCAUCGCCGAUAUCGGCUGGUACCCUGCAGCUUACAUGAUAACAAAUGCAUCUUUGCAGCCUCUCACCGGAAAGGUGUUCACAUACUUCUCACUGAAGCUUGCCUUUCUUGCUUUCGUCGCCGUGUUCGAACUGGGUUCCUUAGUCUGUGCCCUUUCCUCGUCUAGUACAAUGCUGGUGGUGGGGCGAGCAGUGUCUGGUAUCGGCGCGUCGGGUCUGAUGAACGGAGUCCUCACCAUACUUGCUGUUGCCACUCCUCCUUCUAUCCGACCUACCGUGAUGGGCAUCCUCAUGUCUUUCGCUGGAGCUGGACAACUCAUCGGGCCGCUGGUUGGCGGUGCUCUGACUGAGCAUGCCUCGUGGCGAUGGUGCUUUUGGAUCAACCUUCCCGUCGGAGCAGUGACAAUAGUAGCCACAAUAUUCAUCCGCUUCCCAGAGUACAAGGCUCGCAAGGCAAACUGGACAUUCCGAGACAUGAUACACGACUUCGACAUUACUGGAUUUGUUGUUUUUGCGCCCGCAUGCAUGAUGCUUCUACUCGCACUGGAGUGGGGCGGAAUCACCUAUCCAUGGUCCUCCGCUACGAUCAUCGGGCUCCUCUGUGGAUCAGCAGGGGCAUUCACAUGCUUCUUCGUUUGGGAGUACCGCCAGGGAGAUUCUGCCAUGAUUUCAAUAUCGCUGAUACGGAAGCGAGUCAUUUACAGCAGUUUGAUCAAUGCCACAUUGCAAUUCGGAGGCUUAUUGCUCUACGGUUAUUACCUGCCUUUGUGGUUCCAAGUGGUCAAAUCGGCGAGCCCAACCAUGAGUGCAGUCUACAUCCUCCCAACGUUUGGGCUGCAGAUCUUCAGCGCGAUUCUUGCUGGCGCCCUAACGUCACGGUUCGGCUAUCUUGCACCAUUUGCCGUGACGGGUUCAGUCUUUGUCACAAUAUCAGCGGGACUGAUCAGUACACUUGGUACGCAUACGAAGCCAGGGAAGUACAUUGGGUACCAGAUCCUCAACGGCGUUGGGCCAGGUCUCUCAAUGCAACAACCCGUCCAAGCUGUCCAGUCCAUCGUUUCCCCUGCCAUGCUUCCCAUUGCAACGGCUACUGUGGCGUUCUCACAGACGUUCGGCGCUGCGCUAUUCCUCAGCCUUGGUCAAACCACCUUCCUCAACCUCCUUCGUCCCGCCUUGCACACUUAUGCGCCCGAUGUGAACGCACAGGACGUGAUCAACAGCGGCGCCACGAACUACCUCGCCAAGCUCCCCACUGGGGCGGACAACGACGGUAUUAGGGAUGGUGUGCUGCUGGCAUACAACGACGCGAUCACCAAGACGUUCUACCUCGCUGUGGGAUGCGGCGCUGGUGCCUUCGUGACAAGUCUGGGACUGGGGAAGACCAAAGUUCCGACGAAAAAGGAGAAGAAGGGCAAGGAUGCUGAGAAGGGGAAUGGAGGCAAGGAGCAGGGCAAGAGUUUAGGUGGUCCUGGGGACAGUGGUAGGGGUGGAAAGGAACUGAAUAGCACAUCGUGA
Fonsecaea erecta is the source of this 1770-nucleotide messenger RNA. RefSeq lists its product as hypothetical. Gene Ontology annotation, biological process: transmembrane transport. Gene Ontology annotation, molecular function: transmembrane transporter activity. Lineage: Eukaryota; Fungi; Ascomycota; Eurotiomycetes; Chaetothyriales; Herpotrichiellaceae. The transcript has 2 exons. The record is from RefSeq and is a predicted model, not a curated record. Bases 1 to 1770 code for a protein of 589 amino acids.